Molecule: messenger RNA, 5523 nt
Organism: Micropterus salmoides (largemouth bass)
Lineage: Eukaryota; Metazoa; Chordata; Actinopteri; Centrarchiformes; Centrarchidae
Gene: ctcf
Product: CCCTC-binding factor (zinc finger protein)
Exons: 18
Coding region: 276-2894 (872 amino acids)
Biological process (GO): regulation of transcription by RNA polymerase II
Cellular component (GO): nucleus
Molecular function (GO): DNA-binding transcription factor activity, RNA polymerase II-specific; RNA polymerase II transcription regulatory region sequence-specific DNA binding
Source: RefSeq, a predicted model, not a curated record
UCCCAACUGCCAUUUUGUGGCAGAGGCUACUCUGCUAAAGCGGGAGAGGGAUUAAAACAAACUGCGAAGAAGCCUGCAUUUCUUACCAGCCUGAUAAACUUUGUAGCUCAGACUCUCUGCUUUCGGCCGAGUUAAACGGGAAGAGAAUCACACCACAAAGAGGUUUUUCAGUCAGGUAGCAGCCUGAAGCCUCAGGUUGACAGGGACAGUCAGGUAGCAGACAUUUGACUCAGCAAAGCUCAGGGAGCCACAAAGCAAAAAGGAGAUCCACCUGUAUGACAGCCCUGCAGACUGCAGCCCAGUCUACAGAAAUGAUGAAAACAGUUAAUUUAUCGUUGCUUCUCCAGUUCCUACCCAGCAUGGACGGAGGGCCAACAGAGGGUGUUGGGGGGGUGGAGGUCUCUGCCAAAGACUUCCCCUCCAUCCAGGCCGUUCACAGCCAGGAUGCCAUGGUGGCUGAUCUCCUACAGCAAGCUGCAGAGGCCGGGGCCGUAGUAGACGGACAAGCUGGAGUCCUCCUGGAUCAAGGUCACGGGGAAGGAAUGGUAGCAGCCACCCAGCAGCAGCUGAUGGAAGCUGGGGUGGGAGUUAGUGUGGAAGGUGGAGCAGGGGUUGAAAUGAUGGUUAUGGACUCACUGGAUCCUACCCUGUUACAGAUGAAGACUGAGGUGAUCGAUGCUGCAGUCGGGGGAUCAUCAGCGACUGUGGGUGUUGUUGGAGGGGUAGCGGGUGCUGCUCACCAAGCAACUGUAACAACAGUGGACCAGACUCAAAUCAUCACACUACAGGUGGUAAACAUGGAGGAGCAAGCGGCUUUAGGUCUGGGGGAGCUUCAGCUGGUCCAGGUGCCUGUUUCUGCCACCACUGUAGAGGCCCUGCAACAAGGCACGUUUGUAGACACAACAGCUAUGCCAAAGGACGGAGACCCGGUUAUCUGCCACACCUUGCCUCUGCCUGAGGGCUUUCAGGUAGUUAAGGUUGGUGCUAAUGGGGAGGUGGAGACAGUGGAGCAGGAGGAAGGGGGAGGCGAAGCCCACCCUGAAGAGGAGGAAGAUGAGGAGGUGGGGAACCAGCUUAUGGAAGAAGGGGAGGAUGAGCCCAUUCAGCCUCCAACUGAUGACCCAAACUGGGCUAAAGACCCGGACUAUCAGCCACCAUCUGGAGUUGUCAAGAAGACCAAAAAGGGUAAGAAGAGUCGUCUGCGCUAUGCUGAAGGAGAUAAGGACAUGGAUGUCAGUGUGUAUGACUUUGAAGAGGAACAGCAGGAGGGCCUUCUGUCUGAGGUCAACGCUGAGAAAGUAGUGGGCAACAUGAAACCACCCAAACCCACCAAGAUCAAGAAGAAAGGAGUGAAGAAGACGUUUCAGUGUGAGCUGUGUAGCUAUACCUGCCCUCGACGCUCCAACCUGGACAGACACAUGAAGAGCCACACAGACGAAAGACCUCACAAAUGUCACUUGUGUGGAAGAGCCUUCAGGACGGUCACCCUGCUGAGAAACCAUCUCAAUACACAUACGGGAACUCGUCCACACAAGUGCACAGACUGUGAUAUGGCUUUUGUGACUAGUGGGGAGCUGGUUCGUCAUCGUCGCUACAAACACACACAUGAGAAACCCUUCAAAUGCUCAAUGUGUGACUAUGCCAGUGUUGAGGUGAGCAAACUAAAACGCCACAUUCGGUCCCACACUGGCGAGCGCCCAUUCCAGUGCAGUCUUUGCAGCUACGCGAGUAGAGACACAUACAAGCUGAAGAGACACAUGAGGACACACUCAGGAGAAAAACCUUAUGAGUGUUACAUCUGCCAUGCCCGAUUCACCCAGAGUGGAACCAUGAAGAUGCACAUUCUGCAGAAGCAUACAGAGAAUGUGGCCAAAUUCCACUGUCCACACUGUGACACUGUCAUCGCACGCAAGAGUGACUUAGGUGUGCACCUUCGUAAGCAGCACUCAUUUAUUGAGACUGGAAAAAAGUGUCGUUACUGUGACGCCGUUUUCCAUGAGCGCUACGCUCUGAUUCAGCAUCAGAAGUCCCACAAGAAUGAGAAGAGGUUCAAAUGCGACAUGUGUGACUACUGCUGCCGCCAGGAACGCCACAUGGUGAUGCAUCGUCGAACCCACACCGGAGAGAAACCAUACGCCUGCAGCCAGUGUGAAAAGACCUUCAGACAGAAGCAGCUGCUGGACAUGCACUUCAAACGCUACCACGACCCCAACUUUGUUCCCACCGCCUUCGUCUGUCCCAAGUGUAGUAAGACAUUCACUCGCAGGAACACCAUGGCUCGCCAUGCUGAGAACUGCAGCGGUGAGGUGGAGGAUGCUGAGAAUGGAGCUCCAACCCCAAAGAAAGGGAGGAGAGGAAGAAAGAGGAAGAUGAGGAGCAGGAGAGAUGAGGAUGACAGUGAGGAUGAUCACGCUGAACCUGACGAAGACGAGGAGGCUGAGGGGGAGGGGGAGGAAGAAGCAUCACUGCUACAGGAAGAGGAGGAGGCAGAAAGCAUGGAAUUGGAUCAGGCCCCUGCCGCCAUCCCAGUACCGGCUCCUGAUGAGCCACCGGUCAAGAGGAAACGAGGCCGACCCCCAAAAAAUGCCCCCAAGCCUCCAACACCCUGCAAGUCAGUUAGGGUGGCUGCCAAGAUGACUGCUUCUGCUGCUGCAAUCAUUCAGGUGGAAGAUGAGAGCACUGGAGCAGUAGAGAACAUCAUAGUGAAGAAGGAGGAUGGCGAUGCCUCUGUAGCGACACCGCUGGAGCAGGGAGUGGCCCUGACUGUGGAGGGGGUGGGGCUAGACGGGGAAGGGGUGGAGACUGUUGAGCUGGCUGUGAAUGAGGAAACAGCGGCCGCUGCUGCCAACGGAGAUCUGACACCAGAGAUGAUCCUCAGCAUGAUGGACCGGUGAACAGAACAGCCACAUGCAUGUAGCCGGACUAUGAGUCAGAUUGGCAAAUACACAUUAACAUUUCCACAUCCUUGGCCUUCACCUGAUGUUCCAUCUGUGUGAGCUUUUAAAGGCAGCCAUUUUGCCUCCAUUGAAGUGGCUGCAAAAAUGGUGGCAGCAAAAACAACCAUGUACAAAGAAGGGAAGCUGCAUGUAAAUACUUAGAAAGUAACUUCAAAUCCAUGUACAUCGACCUGCAUACUGAUGUUUGUGGGUCACACACACACACACACACACACACACACACACACACACACACACACACACACACACACACACACACAAAAUACGCAAUCCCACUGCACAUACUUGUGUCAUCUCCACAUCAUAUACAAAUAUUAUCAAGCUAAUUACAGACUACUCCCUGCUCUUAAAUGCUUUUUUCAGUUUGAAUGUCUUCUGAAUGAAUCAUUGUGGAUUUUGUUACUUUUUUUUCUACCCAAAGCCACAUCCUGUGUCAGUCUAUGCCGUUCAUGUUCAGCUCCUCUUCAUGUUGCUCUGCCAAAGGAGACAUUAUUUGGUCGACCUUCACUUUUCACUUUGUUUUUCUUCUGGCCUGCUUGCUGUUCUCUUGCAACCAUGCUAAUUUAGCAAAUUCCAAGCCUUUCUAUGUGUAUAUAUAGAUAUAAAUGUAGUAUUUCCUAAUGAAAUGUAGUACACGGUACUCAAGUUUGCCUCUGAGAUACCACUUGCUCUCAGUCAUAUGAUGUGUAUAUUUUUCCCCCAUAGUAUGAUUUCCGCCUUGGCCUGUGUAAACACAGGGUCAGUGUUGUGGUGUUAGUAUUUGGCUGUUUGUAUAUGGAGGCUUUUAUCGUAGGAUCAGAAGGAUUCUUCUUUAUACAUGAGCAAAUGGGCACAGGCAGAUACCGUCAAAUGAAUGAAGUCAGUGAGUCAGCUGCCCAGUUCACCAGCACUCAACCUUGUUUUAAUGGAAAUCCGCCCUCAGUCAACUCAGGCAAAUUAAAUACUUGAGGUUGCUGCUAAUUUAGUUUCCCAGCACUAACAUAGUUUGAGAUGAAGUUCAUUAUCAGCCGUUUCCCCCCCUACCUAUCACUGAUCCCUGCUGGUGGGUACAGAUGGGUACAGAUAAUCUUGAUUUAGGUGGUAGAAUAUUGUAAUAUAGUUGUGAUUUUGAACAUUCCAACUACUUUAAUUAACAUGGAAUUAUGUCUAUGCAUCUGAAUCAGUUCACUUGAAGUAAUCAGCAGUAAUAAACUCCAACAUGUUUUGCAAGCUAAUACCAGCCACCCCCCACAGCAAUCCAUGAUCACCAAACAUGGUUUGCAUGUAACAACAUUUUAAACCCUUUGCUUUUUGAUUUCUUGUGAACCAUUUUUAAUGUAUUUAAAUGGCUGACUUUGACAUGUGUUGGUUAAAAGUUUUUUUCAGUGUCAUACCUUGUCCUCCACGCCCUUAGCCUGUAAAGGUGAUUUGCAGAAUGACCUUUCCAUUGUGCUUUCCUUCCACAGAUAAGCUCUUCUUAACCAAACUGAACUAUCUGAACCACUCAUGUUUCUGUCUGUAUUCUGUUGCUCAUGACCAUUUUGGAUCUGCUCUGAUACUGUUCUACGGUUUUCAUGUUUGGCCAUUUUGCAGUUUCUGUGCAGUUGGUUCGGUUCAGUAGUGUGACAGAAGCGUAGUCUUAUUCAGUUUAACCUUUUGGCCCAAAGGUGUGAGAUUAGUUUGACGUAUAAGGAACAAGAGCUUUUGGAGAAUUUGCUGAAAGAAAAAACAGUUUGGCAACCAUCUAAAAGCUUUAAUAAUGUUUUUGAUUGGUGACAGUUUUUAGAAGCUCUGUAUUUGUUUGCUGUGCUAUGUGACUUAAUUGGGUAGUCCAAAUCAGCCCUGAACUGAGGCCCGUUUAGCCCAAGUCUUGCAAUUCCAGUAGCCCUGAGCUGUCGGAUGGUGUGCAUUUGCAGCUGAUACCAAGGUGUGUCUUUACCUUGGCCCACGCCAGUCACUCCAAAUCAGAGCCUAGUUUUCUUUACAAAAACACAGGAUUAGGAUCAAGGUUAGAACUAAAUGAAUCUUCAUGGUCAGAAUCUCAACAAAUCAUAUGAUUUGAGUCUUCUGAAGGUGUGAAUCCUUAGACUAGGGCUAAAAGCUCUGCAGUGACAGUUUGACCACAGGUUAUGAUGGUUGUUAUGUGGCCUUCCUUCCAGGCUGUAAGGAACCAUGGACACAGAGAUAGCAGUGCCAAGAUACUGAUACUAAAAGAAGGUAUGUGAGGAAAUCAGUGUUUGUACAUCAGAUUGACACUUUUGCAAGAAUCAUUCAAAAACCUUUCUGUGAGUGCACUGCUGUGGUCUGAGGUCUCAUUCUGUAAAACACAAAUGAGCAAAAUGUUUUGUUAUCAAUCUAUCAUGUUAUUGUUCUGCAGGAGGACGGAUGGAAGAUGGAUGUUCGACUGUUCCCGUAGCGACAGUAUUGUUUUUUUGUUUGCACAUAGCUUUGCUUUGUUUGUUUGUUUUGGCAGAAGAAUUGAGAGAACAGUUUUAAGGUGGUUUUAACCACAUUACUGUUUUAAGACCAAGAAAACAGAUGAGGCACUGUACAGCUGAUGAAAAAUAAAAUCCUCCUAACGGGUCCA